Messenger RNA from Peniophora sp. CBMAI 1063, 1218 nucleotides. Lineage: Eukaryota; Fungi; Basidiomycota; Agaricomycetes; Russulales; Peniophoraceae. The record is from the annotation of a GenBank genome assembly.
AUGCCUCAACAGCGCAGGGGCCGCUCGUCCACAAUUUCCAAGAUCGAGAAUGACAAGACGCACCAUAUCAAUGGCCUCGCACCUCAAACACCGCUGUCCGGCAGCCCCGCGCCAUCCCUGCGCGUCCCGGUACCAUCGGCACCAAAAACAGGGUUUCUACACGACCUCCGUACUUUCCGCUGGAUCGUCAAGCCAUCUUCCUCCUUCCGGUUGCUGCUCGUUCCGGUCAUCCUCCACCUGAACUGGAUAUACCUCGUGCCAUUGUUGACGGGAGAACGCACGCCCUCGCCCUUCGCGCCUUUGCUCUUCAUAUCCCAUCCAACACCUUCACCCUCCGGCGAUGACAUCAACGACCCGCGCUAUCGCAAAGGCUGGCUCGACCUCGUCUUCAUAUCCUACUACGUCGUGUUCUGGUCAUUCAUUCGCCAAAGCAUCACCAUCCACCUCUGUGCCCCCUUCGCGCGCUACUGUGGUAUACACAAACAAGCGAAACUCGACCGUUUCGGCGAACAGGGCUACGCCGUGAUAUACUUCGCUUUCAUGGGCACGUGGGGGGUGCGCAUCAUGGGCAUGCUGCCUACGUGGUGGUACAACACGUCCGCGUUCUGGAUCGAGUACCCACACUGGCAGAUGAUCCCGGAGUUGAAGGCAUACUAUCUGGCCCAGGCCGCGUACUGGUGCCAACAGCUCAUUGUCCUUGCGCUCAGGCUCGAAAAGCCGCGGAAGGACUAUUAUGAACUGAUCGCGCAUCACCUCGUUACGCUCUGGCUCGUCGGCUGGAGUUACGGCAUCAACCUGACCCUGAUUGGGAACGCCGUCUACACCUCCAUGGACAUCCCCGAUACCUUCCUCGCCUUCUCCAAGAUCCUGAAUUAUCUUCGUUUUGAACGCGCGAAGGUCGUAUCCUUCGUCAUCUUCCUUUGUGUCUGGACGUACUUCAGGCAUUGGCUGAACCUGGUCAUGCUCUGGAGCGUCUACGCCGAGUUCGACUCCAUGCCCGAAACGAGCAAGCGAUGGGCGCCCGACGACGGCGUGUGGAUGGUGUGGUGGAUGAAGUGGCAGGUCUUCGCGCCGAUCCUGCUGUUGCAAAUACUCAACCUGUUCUGGUACUACCUUAUCCUGCGCAUCUUAUGGAGAGCGGUGAUGGUCGGCGAGACGGACGAUGUGCGCUCGGAUGACGAGGGCGACGAUGAGCCGCCGAGCAAGAAGGACGAUUGA